Messenger RNA from Rattus norvegicus (Norway rat), 13258 nucleotides. NCBI's taxonomy places the organism in Eukaryota, Metazoa, Chordata, Mammalia, Rodentia, Muridae. The record is from RefSeq and is a predicted model, not a curated record.
GGGCUUGGGAGCACGCGUGAGUCCCGGGCUGGACUUUUGGUCCGUGGAUCUUGUGCAUGGUUUUGGGGGCUCAGUAACUCGUUAGUGUCUGGCGCCCAGCUCACACUCCGUGCCUUCCUCUGGGCCAGUCUCCACCCCAAACUCCCGGCAGGACUAUAUUGAUGAUGUGAUGUGGAGAUGCAUCUCCACAAGUCGGCAGCUAAAGGUGGGAAAGGAAAAGUGUCUCUUAAUAUUUUAUUCCGGAACCGUGUUUUGGUUACACUAUUGGGGCUACUUUGAAAGGAGUCCUCCGCCCAUCUUCACCCCGAAAACAAAUGGUAAAUAAGGCCGGCCGUCUUUGGAAAGGCCAUUGAUCUGCCUCAUGUAAAGUAUGCUCAGCUCCUUUCCAGUGGUUCUGCUGGAAACCAUGUCUCACUACACAGAUGAGCCCAGAUUUACCAUAGAACAGAUAGAUCUGCUCCAGCGUCUUCGGCGUACUGGGAUGACCAAACAUGAAAUUCUUCAUGCAUUAGAAACUUUGGACCGUCUUGAUCAAGAGCAUAGUGAUAAGUUUGGAAGGAGGUCCAGCUACGGGGGAAGCUCGUAUGGGAACAGUACCAACAACGUUCCAGCAUCUUCCUCUACAGCCACAGCUUCCACGCAGACCCAGCACUCGGGAAUGUCCCCAUCACCCAGCAACAGUUAUGAUACCUCCCCACUGCCUUGCACUACCAAUCAAAAUGGGAGAGAGAACAGUGAUCGAUUGUCCACAUCCAAUGGGAAGAUGUCACCAUCUCGCUACCAUGUAAACAGCAUGGGUCAGAGGUCAUAUAGCUUUGAAGCCUCAGAAGAGGACCUAGAUGUAGAUGAUAAAGUGGAGGAAUUAAUGAGGAGGGACAGCAGUGUGAUAAAAGAGGAAAUCAAAGCCUUUCUUGCCAAUCGGAGGAUUUCCCAAGCAGUUGUUGCACAGGUAACAGGGAUCAGUCAGAGUCGAAUCUCUCACUGGCUGCUGCAGCAGGGAUCAGAUCUGAGUGAGCAGAAGAAGAGAGCAUUCUACAGAUGGUAUCAACUUGAAAAGACAAACCCUGGGGCUACGUUAAGUAUGAGACCUGCCCCCAUUCCAAUAGAGGACCCUGAAUGGAGACAAACACCUCCCCCAGUCUCUGCCACACCUGGAACCUUCCGGCUUCGACGAGGGAGUAGAUUUACCUGGAGAAAGGAGUGCCUAGCUGUCAUGGAAAGUUACUUCAAUGAGAACCAGUACCCAGAUGAAGCAAAGAGAGAAGAAAUUGCCAAUGCUUGCAAUGCGGUCAUACAGAAGCCAGGCAAAAAGCUGUCUGACCUGGAACGAGUUACGUCUCUGAAAGUAUAUAAUUGGUUCGCUAAUCGGCGGAAGGAGAUCAAGAGGAGAGCCAAUAUCGCAGCAAUCCUGGAGAGUCAUGGGAUCGAUGUACAGAGUCCAGGAGGCCAUUCCAACAGCGACGAUGUGGACGGGAACGACUACUCUGAGCAGGAUGACAGCACGAGCCAUAGCGACCACCAAGAUCCCAUCUCGUUAGCUGUGGAGAUGGCGGCCGUCAACCACACUAUCUUGGCAUUGGCCCGGCAGGGAGCCAAUGAAAUCAAGACAGAGGCCCUGGAUGAUGACUGAUCAGGGAGUUAAACAGUUAACUUAGUUUAGACGUAGCACCUUAGCAGACUUUCCUCGGUCCUUAACAUGUGUUCUUACAGUAUAACUUACAGUUCCUUGUAUGUCAGGUAGCCAUUAGGGUCUUGUUCUGUGAAGAUGGCAUGGUGCCCUCAUUCAGCCUUUGCAUAUACUCUCUCAGUAUUCAAACUCCAGUAAGUAAGAAGCAAACAGACAAACCUCCCUCUCCCAGCCCCUGAGGUGAAAAGACAAAUCUCGCUGCUCUGUCUUAGCAUUCCAAGAAAGUGCUUCCAAGUAUUUAGAUAACCCUCAGUUCUCAAAUAUUAGGCUCUGUGUAAAAUCUUGGGUACCUUUAGAUUCCUGUAAAACUAGGCUGUACCCCGUCCCCGCCCUAAGACUGAUGGGAUGCAGGCUGAGGCAGUGGCACAGGGCCGACAGACACCAUCUGGCAAGGAUCCGUGGAGCGGAGCACAAGGAACAUAGAGCCCCACCUCGGCGUGAGACGCACUGAUUCAGCUGCAAUAAGCCGCCUCCUGUCACAGUGUGGCCAGGCUCUACUUCUCUGGGUGCUGUGUUACGAAUGUCGUUGGAAUCCCAAGCUCAGAUCUUGGUUAAUGCUAAUGCCCAACACAGACAUCCUUCUGUCUUACAAGCUGUGUGACCUAGUAGAUAAUAUACUGCCUUCCGCCUUUGGGACCACGAUUCUAAAACAAAAAAGACAAAAACCAAGUUCUGAAAAGCAAAACCCAGCUUGAGAGCAGUAGGGAAAGCAUGAGCUGAGUGUCGGAUGGACGCUAAGCCCAGGUCUCGGGCCGCUAUACAUUCCACAGCGCGAUGCCAGCGCCUGCCUGGGAAGUAUUGGAGUUACCUUGGAAGUUGCUUUGCCUCCUGUUGGUGCCCCCUCCCUGCUACCAGAAAGUAUAGAGCUGAGGUCAAGAGUGAGUGGAAAGCAGGCUUUGUACCUGUCACCUGAGGCCCACCAAGGGUUGCUAGGACUCUGCUGGGGACCGUGGCAACUUGACUGUCACAGACGGGGAUCCUUGCCUAGCUAGGUGCAGAAAAAGCAGGGGACAUUGCCACCUACAUGUCGAGCGCGUGGGACAGCAGGACGUCCCUGCUGUGUUCCCUUUUCUGUUCUUGUGGAGGUGUGAAAGCUGUAUUGCUACAGGCGAUUUAUUUAAUAAUUGGAAGCCAUAUUGAUAAUGGAUGUGGUAAUAUUUGUAGUUUAAUCUACUUUAAGCGGCAGUAACUAAUGGAAUUUUUUUCCUUGAUCACAUAUGUAGCACUUUUGUUACUUUUUAAAGAUAUUUAUAUUUGAUAAAUCUUUUUUUCAUUUUGAGAACUCAAAAUACCAAACAGUGAACUUGCGUUAUAAAGUCACCCUGUGGUCACCUUGUCAUCUAGUAGCAAAAUGAUGAACUAUUCAUGCAUCAAAGAAAAUUACAUCCGCUGGCCUUGUGUGAAAAUGAUCUCCUGGAGCCCUGAUUAAAUAGCACACUGUCACUGUGGGUAAGAAGAAACAGCCUUCAGUGAAUUGGUGCAGUGUGUGCUGAGAGGCUAAGCGUCUCCUGCCUCCCCCAUCUAUCUCCUCUGUUUGUCUAACGAAGGUUUGCUUAGAGGCAGUGUGGAGUGGGCCUUUGAGCAGGUUUCCAUCUUUUUGUCUAUUGCCUGAACCAAUCUCUAAGAUAGAAAGUAGGUGCCAUCUCCUCACCCCCUGCUUCCUCACCAAGUGUGUUCAGUUUCAAAACUAUUGCAGACCCUCCUCCCUUUCCCCCGGGCCGGAUACUCGGUAUCCUCUGAUCUUACCAGAGCACACUGUCUGGAUUAUCCCUUCGGUAUGAGUCUUGGUUACAGGAAUGCGAGGAGUCAUCUUUGAGGGGCUGAGGAUGCUACCCAGCCUACAUCUGUGACUUUGAAGGGCACUAGGUAGGGCUUGGCCCUGCUCCAAUCAGUAGAUUUCAGGGGGAAAUGUAUGCAUUUUUCCCAGCUCUGAGGACUGAAGUAAAAUGGAGCCAUCUUCUCUUACUGUAUUACUUGAACCCACAAAUUUAAGAGUAGCAUUUCUUAUUCUCAGGAAAGAGCCUCCCACCCCCUGCACCUACUUAGUAUCUUGAAUGGUUUAUUUGAUUUUUUUUUGUUUGUUUGUUUCACUUAGGAGACUGCAUUACCAUUCUUUCCUUUUGUUUACUUGGAAGGAAUAUUCCUAUUAUGUCUGUCCAUUUUGGUGGAGUUUUGUCUGCUUAUUCUCAGUUGAAUCAGGAAGAACAGGAGAGGGGGGAAGACGUAUUUUCCAACAAGCCACAUCCAUGAUUUACCAUGAGAUUAUGAUGACUGACAGCCUCUUUACGAUGCCGCUGUUGUUUCUUCUCCCUUGCCUUCUUAAAGGAACAGGCUCCAGCUGUUAGACAGCUCCAGACUCUAAGGGAGCUCUGCAGCAGAAGAGCAAAGUCAUCCUAGGGCCUUUUAGAGAGAAUAGUGCAGCAGAGGACACCAAGCCCUGGCUGGUACAGGCAGUACCAGCUCUGUGUGGCAGUGUGGUGGCCCUGGAAGAGCACAGUUACCAUGGAGCCUGGCUCCGUGGUGAGAGCCCACAGCCUCACUGCCUUACGGGGAACCUGCGCUCUCGCGCCUUCAGCAGGGGUUUGCUUCUUUGGGAUCAAGGUUCAAAAAUCAGGCAAUUUUCCUGGGUCACUAGGUUUGAGUCUACUUUUGAGUCCUGGUCCCUGAGCUCUUAGAAUGGCCACAGAAUAUCCACAGUCAGAUUCAUCCUUUGUGCUCCUUGCUUGCCCUGUCUCUCUCUCACCUCCUUCUGUACUUCUUAUGGUCCCAGAACUCUUCUCAACCAGUGAAUACUGGGAGGAGGAGAGGAGGGGCGCAGGCGUUGGUAGACUGUGAGGUUACAUUUAUUUAAGAAUUACUGUUGCUGGGUAGGAAGGUAAUCUCCCACCUUAUAGUACCUUACAUGGCAACCUGUUAACACAGGAGCCUUCUGGGAUACUCCUGCCUGUCUGAGAGUCACAGCCAGGAGGCAGCAGUGCUCUCCUGUGUGACCAUGCAGGAUCUCAGAACCCAGGAGACUUGAGUUCACAGCAGGCACGUUUGUGUUGAACACUCCUUCAGGCUGGUUACAGAAAGGGAGGACCUGGGAUGGGGAGGCAGAUAGCCUUUGUUGCUUUCACUCCAGCUCAGUAGGUGACCUCAGAAAGACAUGAGCACAUUGGAAGGCUGCUUGGACCUCUGUGCUCCGCUCCAGAGCUCUGAUGCCUGGGAAGUUUGUCACUCGGCCACACCCAUUAUUUUAGGACCAGACAUCUGGGAAUGUUUUUACCUCAUGGGGACGGCACUUGGGAAGCUGAUAGUUGUCUCCAUUCUCUCUGGCUUUAGGAACUCUUUCUUUAAACUCCUCUUGGAGACCAGUCAUCAGACACCAGCGGCAGCAGAUGCUGUUCUGUCAGGAUGCUCCCGGCACUCUGUCCAUCCCUACAUGGCUUCUCCUCUCCAUUCUGCCUCUCUGCACCGCAUCUCUGCCUUGAGCCGAUGUCACUGCACAUUUUCUGUCCUCUGAACACAGACCCUCCUUCCCACGACAGGCAGUCAGUGCUCCAUCUGCCAAACCUGUUACCUUUGUCUACACAGUGAAAAUAAUCCCUUCCUACAGUGACUUCUCUAUCCUGUCCUAAAAGGGUUCACGCCAGGUCCUUUCUCUCCCUGGUCUCAAAAAGGUUGUGGUUAGAAGCAGGACUCCCAUCUAACUCAGCUCUGCUCUAGCCCAGAACUUUCUUCCUCUUUGGCCUAGACUUUCCUGUGAGCCUCCCCAAGUUCUUAGGCAAUAACUCCGUGUGUAGUGGUGGACUCCUGUCCUUUGCCUCCUGCAUGAGCGCCACUCUCCCUCCAUCUCGGUGAUGUUCUCCUCUCGCUAUGGUUUUUAGCUGUUUUACUACUGUAUUUAUUGAGGCUGUACUGAGACCAGCCGAUUCCAUGUACAGCGUUACUGAGCCGAAUUUAUUUUUUUAAGAUUUCCCAAGUGAAGGUUGGGCACAUCGUCCCGUUCUGAUGUGUAUGUUUGAGUGGAGCUGGGUGGGGUGCACUGGAGCGGGGGUAGGGGUUGCACAUGCCCAGCACUCCUCUGUGUGUGUUCUGUACGUUGCAAAUGUGUUUACUCAGGAUUAGGCCACCAGUUGUCAGCCAUACCGAAUUUAACAAACUGCACUGUGGCUGUGAAAGCCCUUUACCAUUUCUCUCCUGUGCCUGUCACCACUGUCAGAGUAAGCACCUGGACAGCAGUGGAAGGCUUAGCAUGGAGGCAGCCGCAGACGGCCAGCUGCUUUCUAAGGCCUUCAUGGUAGCCUGUGGUCAGAACAGAUCCUCCUUCCUGCACGGUGUCCUUCAUUACACACACUCCAUUUCAAAGAUGACCAUCCCUUAAAAAGAGUGAUCUCCUUGUUGUGCUAGGGAACCGACAUGCAAAGGCCAUACAGCAGGGAAGGCUUUGAGGCCCAUCACAUCAUCACGCCAGUGUUGUGGUUGCAAAAGCUCAUCUCUUACAGAGUAUGUUCUAAAAGACUUUCCCCAGUGCCGUUUGUUUCUAACCCUAAGGAGAGAUACUACUUAUGGCAACAUAGAGGGCUGGCACGCUUAGAAGAACACUUUGUGCAUAUCCAUGGACUGGCAGAAGCUGGGAGUUUGGAGAUUGAGAGUUUAUGUAGAUCCUCAUUACACUACAUUUGUGGAGGGGGUGUUAAUUGAGAAAAAAAGAAAGGUCAGCAACCUGAACCACCCAAAUCCUCACAAUACUAGUUUUCUUCCUGAAUCAAGAGAGGACAAGACUGAAGGAAGGUUCUGCUCCCCCCACCUGGCGGUUGCCUUGCAAGCCCUGGUGUCUAUGUCUGCAAGCUGCUUUAUCGUUCUUGGCAUCUGGCAGAACUAAAUCUAGCUGGUCCAGUUCCGGUGAGAUAUGAGUGGCCUUCUUCCACUUGUAGGGGAACUUUGCUGCCGUCCUUGGCUGACAGUCCCUUUCUGUGACCAAUUUUCAGGCUGUACAGCUCCAAGCACUGUUGUUGGGGAGCUUGAUGCCCCACUUAACGCCCAAGAGGCCAGCUCCCCUGGCUGCAUGUCCGUCGUUUCUCUCGUUAAAUAUGACUGGCUCUGUACAGCCAUAAUUAACUUACAAAUUCACGAUGGUGUGCUGUGAUCAAAUGAAGGUUUGGCAGAAUCUUUCUUCAAAUUGUAACCAUGGUAAUUGAGGGGGUGGCAUAGAAUGAAUAUAUAAAAGUAUAAAGGCAAUUGUUCCGAAUGACUGAGUGUCCUCCUGACAUGUAAUUAGCUGUUUUAGCAGGGUGUAGAUUGGCAUGGUCAUAAUGAAGAGGAUUUCUGUCCUUUAUGUGACUGAGAAUAGCACAGCGCCCAUCCUUGUUCCCUUCGAGCACUAAUGCUCCUGAGAACAUUCGGAACAACAGCUCAGUAAACCAAAAUAAUGAUAUAGGAUUCGUCUCCCACCAGAGAGAGAGAGAGAGAGAGAGAGAGAGAGAGAGAGAGAGAGAGAGAGAGAGAGAGAGAGAGAGAGAACGCAUCGGGGAUCAUUUCAAAUCCAGAAUGGAAGGCUUUGCUUAUUGCUUGCAUCUGACUUCCAAAUUCUCUUAAACUCUUGUGUCCAGUUUCAACUGAUUCUACUUUGGCCAGAAGCUAGUCACUAUCUCAAACUGAGGCAGCAUCUGGCAGAGUGUCCUGGUCCCCAUCCUUUCCCUGGCAGCCAGAUACCUUACCUGGGGACACUUGCUGCUUCACUGGGCUUCCUGGCACUUUCCAGCUUUUCCUUGGAAACCUGAUUAUUUCCACUGCCACGACCAUCAGAGAGUAUUUGCUGCACUGAAGUUACAGUUGGGUGGUGUUUCCCUUCUGGGACCCUGAGACCAAGAACAGACAACAUGACAGGGACACACACAUCGACAUCACCCACGAAUACAUGGACUCAGGCUCCGUGUGCACACCCCAGCUUGCUCACAUCUGGCUUGUUCAGCCCCUACAAGCAUCCCAGAGCUAUUCGGCUGUCAGUCCUGGGUUCCUGGCUCUGCUGAGGCCAUGUGCACUGUCCCCCAGUUUGUUUCUCGUAAGCACCUGUGCCUUCAGGUGGGCAUCAUAGAACCCUCACAGCCUGUAGCGUCCUCUGGACCGCACACUCUCUAACCCCUCUCCAGCUGAUGCUUAGUUGGACUUUUUCUUUUUUUUCUAGUCAUCCUUUGCAGGAGCCUUGAUUCAAUUAGAGCGUCAGAAGGGUCCACCGGAAUGCCAGCAGCUACCAGUGCUAAGUGGCCUUUUAUAAGUUCUUCUGCCCAUGAGGCUCGACCCAGGUGAGGUUAACUUGAGUUCAAGAGCCCUGUCUUUUUUUAGGCUGAAAACUGUGAGAUUAGUUAGUAACUCUGUGUGUGUGUGUGUGUGUGUGUGUGUGUGUGUGUGUGUGUGUGUGUGUGUGCAGGCGUGCACGCUGUCACGUGUACCCUUCUAUAGACUGUCCCAUCUCACCCAGAACACUAACUAACCAAGAUGCUGGUUCCAGCUCUGUUGUGUGGAAAGGCUGAGGUUGAGUAUGAGCCUGGAGAGGGCUAGAGAGCCUGUUUCCCUGGCACACAGACACACAGAGGAAGUCUCACUUCCUAGAGAUGCCUUGGUUGAGUCCUCCCAGGUACCUCCAGUGGACUGUGCAGCACGUGUCUGUCAGGAAGGUGGUCCUGGGAGGAUGGCCUUUGCUGAAGCCUCUCUAAGUUACCUUGUGGUCCCUUCCCAUACCUGCAGGUCAGAGGUGUGGUCCUUGGGACUUGUCAGCCUUGCUGUGGAUGUCGGACUUCUUAUUUUCCGAGCUGCUGAGCAACUGCUUUGUUCAUUAGAGGUUCAGGUCUGCCUUCUGGUUCCAUUUUGAAAAGUCACUGGUUAAGUUAAUUGUGUGACUUAUGAGACACAUACCGCACAGCAGCAGACAUUACAGUUACCUGUGAGCAUUCCAAGGAACAAACUAGCAUGCAGGUAGAAGUUCCUAGCCUCAUCUGCUCAGGUGCUCAAGGGGCCGCCCUGACUAAAACCACCCCACCCAGGGUAAAUAUUCAUGUAUGUCACAGGUAGCACCACCUCAAAACACAAAACCAGCUCAGCAGCCAAGGACAGUGCAGGUGGCACUCGUCUCAGAAGAGCCAGCCUCCCUCCCUUCCUCCCUCCCUCCCUCCCUAAGGAAAACCCUAGAGGUGAUUGUUGUAAGAAUCUAGAUACUGGUAUUUGGAAAUGUGUAGUCUUACUCUGCUGAGGUCACUGCCAACCCCCUUGCAGUUCUCAAGCACAUGGGGUCACCCCCAGUGCCACAGCCACUCUCAUCUCUGCAGCUGAAGUGCAUCACUGUGGGCUGAUGGUCCCAGCCUGCUCUUUUCAGUUCUUUUCAGCGCUUAGCUCCCUGACUGUGGGGCACCCUGCUUGAGUUUCUGAAGGUUUGUGGAACCCUCCUACAAACCCUGCUGUCCCUUUGCCAUAGAAAGGGAGGUAGAAGCAUUGUGGAGUCCAAGGUUUUGGAGCUCUGGUAUUAUUGUGACUCUGCCAUGGCCUUCCUUGGCUCCUUAUCAACACUGACUGACCCAUAAGUGGCAGCUUCUUGAAGAUAUUCAAAUUUAGACCAAGAGUAAAACUUUUUAAUAUCUAGAGUCCAAAAAUGGAGCAGGCUGCCUCAAGGUUAAUGUGGAGGUUUAAUGACUACUGGUCAGUGACACCAAACAAGGGACAUCUUCCAAAUGACCUGCUACACACACACACACACACACACACACACACACACACACACACACACACACACACACCUUCUUUUCUAGCUCUUUUUCUUACAAAAUUAGGUUCUCGGAGAGUUGGCUAGGUCACUGUCGUCUUGUGAUCUGUCACAUCAUGGGUAGCCUUAAAGCCCGAGAGAAUGAAAUACACCUGAGGAGCAAGGCGGAGGGACUCAGCAGGCUGGCUUUACUGUCUUCACUUUGCCCCAAACACCUUGGCUUGAAGAAAAAAAGAGUAUGGGUGCCUUUCAUUUUGGUGUAAUCAAGAUUUUGCAUCUUUGUUGGUGGCCAAAGGUGCUAUAGAAAGUGUGGGAUGGAAUCUGUGCCUGUGACACCUCCUAGGGCUCAAGACACAGACCAGUCCCAGGACUUGUGUCAAGGUUUUUUGCUCCUGCAAGGACUUAGCUUCCCAGCACUUCCAGGUCAAAUCUCUACAGUCUUGUUUGUAGCAUCCUCAGCCCAGAAAUCCCUCCCAUUUUGCUUUACUGGCAUUAAGAGCCCAGCCUAAACCUGUGAGGCCAUCUGUCCACUCUACGGCUUGCUGAGGCCAUUAGACUAGAAAACCAAAUGGCAUUAGAGCUGUAUGAAUUCAAACAGCAGCUUCUCUCUGAUGCUUCCUGGGCCCCGUCUGCAGGAGAGGUGUGUGUGUGAGAGAGAGUCGUGUGUACUGAGUGGAGGUGAGCACUUUCAGAAAGCACCCCUCUAUCAUUUGCCUUGAUGCCUGCAUUUCCCUGUUUGAAAGCAGUGGGGAUCUCAUCACGCAGCUCUGAAAAUGGGCACCAGAAAAACAAAACCAAAGUUCUCAGGGUGGGUAGGGCUCUUCCUUUCCGAGCACUGGCCAUUCUGGCAAGCGUUCUCCUUCAUGCUCUUGGGUUCUACCACAGCACUGCUCUGAAAGCUCUCUUCUUUCUUAGUGUUUCCUCAUAAUGACCCUAAACAGUGUGUCAGGGCAGUCUGUACCUCAUUAGGUGCAGAUCAGGGACCAUAGAUGCCAAACGGGCCCCUGAGCCACCACAUAACUUAACUAGCUGGAAGGUGCCAAGACUGUCAGUUAUCUCCCCUGGAAGAGCCUUCUCCAAUCUCCCCAUGGGCUCGGCCUCCCCUCCAUGGCCAUGGUUAGGUUGGGUCUGCAGUACCUUCUAGAACAAACUUCUCAUUUCUGUUUAAGUGCCUAAGCAAGUUACAGACCUCUGGAACCUGCCUGAGAGUUGGCCUGUGCCCUGUCCUUCCCACCAUGCACCCCGCCCCAGGACAGGUGUUAUGCACAUCCCCACUCCCCAACCCAGUGUCCCUGCCAUUCUGCAGGCAGAAUGGUCACAAGGGCAAGCAUGGGGAGAAGGCUGGCUUUGUCACUGUUUCCCGUGUUCUUUCUGUUGGUGUGACUGUGGUCUUGGGUCAGAGGGAGUUUUAAGGAAUCUACUUAGCUAGAGCUCGGUAGCUACUGAGCAGAAGAGCAGGAGUGAGACAGCCUCUGAGCAGAGUCCUAUCUGUCAGCACUUAGGGCCGUUUCCAGCUCUGAGAGGGCCAGCAGGCAGGGGUCAUGACUGAUAAACCUGUGUGCACUGGAGCCCUGACCGCAUGCAUCCACAGCCCAGAUACCAAGGAGCUGAAGGCCAUCAGCAGUAGAGUAAGAGCCAAUGUGCAUUUUUUAAAGUGAGUGAGAGACUUUCUUUUGGGGAAUAGUUUAAGUGUAAGCUAGAUCUGGGCCCUAUUUACAUGGGGUAUAGGACAGGUCGUUGACUGUGCUGUGCUUGGUUGGUUACAACGGUAACAGGAAGGAAGAAUCCAUUCCACAGGCACCUUAUUUCCAUUGAUGCAGGAUUUUUGUUCAGGCAGUGGAGGAGCAAACCCUGGGCAUUUGCAUGUAACAGGUGCAGAUGGCCCUGCCUCACCUAGAGAGGGGAAAGCAGUGGGUGAGUGGCCAAGUGGUGGCUAAAAGGAGGCUGUGGAGCAUGCAAAACCACACUUCCUCUGAGGACUGUGUCACCCUCUAGACGCAGCGUCCAUGGUCUACCUACCAAGCACCUGUCUGGCCUGGUGUAACUGAGGAAUGUCAACUGGAUGCAAAUUAAGGGACAACAGCAUUGAGUCAGAGCGUCAGGAGGACCAGGAUUCUGGGCCCUGACUGGACUUGAACGUUCUAGCAGGAGCCGAAUGCAGUCCUGUUGAGUUCCCUGUGGGUCUGGGAACAAGCUGGCAUGGGCAGCUGGGAAGUGGAAAGCAAGCUUACGUGUUCUGACCAGACACCAGGGACCAAAUGUCUUGAGGUUGCCUGCAGGUAUUCAGCCUAAUGGCUGUGUAGGAUCCUGCCAGAUGAGUCGGGGAGGGAGCAGGGCGCCCUCCUGGCCUUGGCGGUUGUGUGUCUUAGUCUCUGUGUUUCCCUUUGGUGUCUUCUCUGGUCUCUGUCCCCAUCUUGUGUGCCAUGUGUCCCUGAGGGUGAAUCACACCUGUGUCUGAGUCUGCUGUAAGGUGUCCAGUCUACCUCAAGGGGUCAUCAUGGCAAGCUCUGUCCACAUGGAAUCCUCUGUACAUGCCACACACACUGGAAUGUAUACCACCCCACCCCCCAUAAUCUCUUGACCCCAUCUUUCCCCAUAGUCACCACAGACUCCUAGUGCAAAUUGGAUGCUGCUUUAAAUGUGAAAAAAUUUGUUCAAAAGCUAUAAAAUCUGAAUGAAAGCUAAAGCUGAACUUAUAAGCCUUGUUGCGUAUGAGCCAAAAGUGCAAAAAGCUCUAUAUAAUGAACUAACCUGCCACUCGUAUAAAUAUAAAUAUAUAUAAAUAUAUUAAAAAUCAGACUGUUCUACAAAAUUGUGUAUUUGUAUUUUUGUGUACGUACAAUUUUCUGCUAAGCAGAAGGAGGGUGUAGUAUAGGGCGCUGUGAGAAGAGAUUUGGUUUAAUCCCAUUUCUUUGUUACUUAUUUUUGUUAACAUCAGAUGCCUGUCUUCGUCUUCUCUGUGUAUGACACUGUUUGGGAAGCUGCAGUAUCCUUCUUACCUAGGCCAGAGUCUGUGAUAAUAAAGCUGGGGCACAGGGAGGUAGGUGUAUGGCCACCACCUAACUGAAAGGGGGGCAGGCUUGCACCCCCGAGGCCAGGCAUAGUAUAGCAUUCUGACUUGUCUCUGGGAAGCAAACUCCCUUUUUAGAAACCAGUUUCCCAGAUAAGAUCACUGGGUACCCAGACCCAGGGAGCAAGGGGAGUCUUCUCUCCAUUGCCCAGGUGACUUUCCUAGCAUAGCUCCCAGCCCCCUGGCUACCACUGGGCCAUGUCUCCCAGGUAGCUGCUGCCUUUUUGGACAGGGUUACCAGAUGCCUCCCCUACCAGAGCUGUCACCAGAGGUCCAAUUCUUUACCUGGAGCAUCUCAGAACCCACUUUGCCGGUGCUAAACAGGAGAGGGGUUAGAGUGGCUGCCAAUAAUGGCCAGAACCAGCCCACCAGAGGCCAAGACAAGCUUGGGUGCCCACCGCUGCCCACACCCUCCCAGCCCCCUCCUGGCCCCUGGUGGAGCCUGCUCUAGGGAAUGAUACUGCACCUUCCCAGUAGGACUCAGAUUCUAACAAUGUGUGAUGACUGUAGCAAGAAGCCCUUGUUUCUCGAUGUAAAUGGUCAAAGAAACAAGUGCUCUACUGUAUUGAUUAAAUAGUUCCAAUGAGUCCUGUUUCAUUGUAUCUCCUAUUCUGGAUUAGUGCCUUUUGGACAGUAGACUGUUCUGUAAUUAAAAUGUAGUAUACUGCUUUUUUGUACAGUUUUGUUUUAACAAAACUUUUUUUUAAUUUGUGUUUAUUUUAGUAUUGUAUCUAUUAGAGAAUAAAAUGUAUAACUGAGCAAA